AUGUAAGAAGUAAAAGUAUUUUGGAGUUAAUUUCUAGACUUAUAAUACAUGUAGGUUUUCAUAUAGAUGAUAAAGUAGACUAAUUUUGUUAAUAAAGAGAAACAUUAUUAAAUUUAUUAAACCAAAAAUUCAAAAGCGGUGAUGUUAAUGAAAAAGAAAACAUUUUUCUAAUCUUAUAGGAAAUUUUUUAAGAAUUAGUUUAAUAAAGUAAACAUAACAAAGCACUUAAAACAUGCUAUAAUUAUAUUAAUAAUAUACAAUUUGUUUAAUCUUUUUUUGAUGUUAUUUCUGAUUAAAAUAAUUGUAUUCUUUCGGUUGGAUAUGCGGCUAAUAGUCUUAGUAUUUUAGUUGCUUAUUAUAAUUCUAAAAUAAAAUAACAUUGUGAUUAAUCUCAUGAAGUUUUAAAUGAAAAAAUAUUCGAAGAUGAUGAAGAAAUUGUAUUUCCAGCAGUUGAAUCAUUUAACUAAAGUACAGAAAUUUUAGUUAACUACCUUAAUAAUAAGGUAGAUGAUAAAAUUUAGACUUCAUAUAAAUAAUAAAUUACUCCUUUGGGUUUUGGAAAGCUUAAAAUAGCAGAACUUAUGGCACAUAUAUUUAAAAGCGAAAAUAUUUAAUUAAUUAAUAAAUUAAUAGAAGCUGGCUUGGUUAAAAUUUUAUAAAAUUUAAUGA
Molecule: messenger RNA, 669 nt
Organism: Ichthyophthirius multifiliis
Lineage: Eukaryota; Ciliophora; Oligohymenophorea; Hymenostomatida
Exons: 1
Source: RefSeq, a predicted model, not a curated record